UGGAAGCAUUCCAAGAGGCUUUGGAGAACUACAUCAAUUGAAGAAUAUUGAUGAAUCAUACAACAAAUUUUCCGGAGAAAAAAGCGAAACUGUUAGCCAUAUGUGGGAUGCGAGACUAACCCUUGCAACAAUUGUAACUUGUGUCGUGAUUGUAGCGGCAGCAGUAGUCAUCAUUGGGAUAGGAAUUCUGGUGUUCAGACCUAGGGUUGGAAGGAGAAAACUCAGAAAAGAAAGUGAUGGAGAAGAAUGGAGUAUGAUUUCAUUUCAAAGGUUGGGAUUCAAUAAAUGGGAUAUUUUGGGCGGUUUGAUAGAUGAAAAUUUGAUUGGAAAUGGAGGGUCAGGAAAAGUAUACAGAGUGAUCACCAAGAAAGGUCAAAGAGUUGCUGUCAAAAGUAUAAGGCAUGAACAAAAGCAAGGGCAGGGAUUAAUGGAGAAACAGUUCCUAGCAGAAGUUAAGAUCCUCGGGGGAAUUUGGCACAACAACAUAGUGAAAUUGUUAUGUUGCAUCAGAGGAAAGACAACAAAGCUUCUUGUGUAUGAAUACAUGGACAAACAAUGCCUUCAUAAAUGGUUGCAUGGAAAGAAGAGAGGCUUAACUACUCAAGUCUUGCAGUGGGAGAGGAGGCUAAGAAUUGCCAUUGGAGCUUCACAAGGGCUUUGCUAUAUGCAUCACAGUUGCAAUCCACCCAUUAUUCAUAGAGAUAUCAAGUCUAGUAACAUACUCGUUGACUCUGACUUCAAUGCCAAGAUUGCAGACUUUGGACUGGCAAAGAUGAUGAAGAGUGAAGAAGAUCCAGAAACAGCAUCUGCUAUUGUGGGAACCUUUGGUUACAUUGCCCCGGGAAUGCAGAAUACGGCAGUACAAGAAAAGUGAAUGCGAAGAGCGACAUCU
Molecule: messenger RNA, 892 nt
Organism: Ipomoea nil (Japanese morning glory)
Lineage: Eukaryota; Viridiplantae; Streptophyta; Magnoliopsida; Solanales; Convolvulaceae
Product: receptor-like protein kinase HSL1
Exons: 2
Coding region: 101-874 (257 amino acids)
Biological process (GO): protein phosphorylation
Molecular function (GO): protein kinase activity; ATP binding
Source: RefSeq, a predicted model, not a curated record